Torulaspora delbrueckii is the source of this 429-nucleotide messenger RNA. RefSeq names its product low-affinity Cu transporter (gene CTR2). Lineage: Eukaryota; Fungi; Ascomycota; Saccharomycetes; Saccharomycetales; Saccharomycetaceae. The coding region runs from base 1 to 429 and encodes 142 amino acids. The transcript has a single exon. Gene Ontology annotation, molecular function: copper ion transmembrane transporter activity. The record is from RefSeq and is a predicted model, not a curated record. Gene Ontology annotation, biological process: copper ion transmembrane transport. Gene Ontology annotation, cellular component: membrane.
AUGAAUCACGGAGAUAUGGAUAUGGGGGAAGACUCUUGUUCUAUGAACAUGCUGUUCACUUGGAACUACAAGAACACAUGCGUUGUGUUCCGUUGGUGGCACAUCAAGAGACUCAGCGACUUACUACUCAGUUUCCUCGCUAUCAUGAUCCUAGGAUACCUAUAUGAAUACAUGAGAUACUACAUCCACAAAUCCCUGGCAAAUAGAGGCUCUCAAACCACUAAUGUCGACCGCAGAAGGAACAAGCUCUACAACAGCUGCUUAUACGGAUUGCAGGUGGGUUACUCGUUCAUGCUAAUGCUCGUUUUCAUGACAUACAAUGGAUGGCUUAUGAUCGCCGUUGUGUUGGGAGCCAUAUGGGGCCACUACUCCUGGGGCUCGCAUGUCAAGACACUAGCGGAAGAUAUCCCAGCCAUGGCCUGCCACUGA